AUUAAAUUAUGGCCGACACGAUCUGUCACGCUCUCGUUUACAAGCGACGUAAUCUGUUUGCGUAGUGACUGGUGGGAAAGGAGAGGAGAGCCAAACGUGCCGUUAUUUUCCAUUCAUUUCAUUCAAUGAGCGGAACAGUUCUCCCUCUCUAUUACAUAAAGUCCUUGCGAAAGUGCUUCCUCCUCUCGCGCCAUCCCACUCUUGUAUGCAUUGCGUGAGAGCAGUGCCAGGAGCGGAUUCAAUGCAGGGCAAAAAUGAAGCAUUCUAUAAAGUUACUCUAAUUUCAUCAUUAGUAAAUACAAAUAUGUUUUUUUAAGAAAUCUAAUGCAAUUCUUACAAAACGCUCAGCUAUAACAUAAAACAUAACAAUAUGGAAUAUUUAACAACUCUGCAACAGACAAUCCCAAGGACCGUAAAUAUGAGUUAUUUGUAAUUUUUAUUUUUAUUGCCUACUGGGAAUUUUAUUUAUAUUUUAAUCAAUUAGGCUGAUUUGUAUACACUUUGAAGUUAUGUAUAAAUGUAGUAUUUUUUGCUUUCCAAGUUUUCUGAUUGUUUUAUACUGUGUGGACAAGUGUUAACCACAAAAUCGCAGUGGGCCUUUUAAAAUAUAAAUUAUGAACAACUUUUACUUACGGUCACUGAACAAUACAAUAGCAUUGUCUCUGGGCGCAGGUUGGAAGAAACGAAAUAAUCAUUAAGGGCCCUCAAAACCCAAUAUAGAUCCGCACCUGGCAAGAAUGCACUGUGCAAAUGCUGCUCUCCUCCCACCAACAGGUGCUCUGCAGCCAAGACUGCACAUGUUGUUGCUCCGUCUCGCUCGCUCGGCUGAGGGUCAAGAUCGGCGCGAAGAAUUUCUCCCCGAAGCCUAAUAAUUGUGCAUCCCGAUUGCCAUGUUCGAAUUUAGAAAGUGCACUCAUCGCACGGCUAGUUUCAGCGCAGCGUCCGAGACAUCGAGACCCCAUAGCCAUAGCCCCAUCAUACAUAUACCACGGGCCGAGAUUGCGAUGGCGGCCCCUCUGCUGUGGCAGAACUUCAAGGUGCUUGUCGCCCGCUACCCGAUAAUGCGCGGCAUGAUAUCGUAUAGCCUGAUCUGGCCCACGGGCAGCCUCAUUCAGCAGACGGUCGAAGGCAGACGUUGGGGCACCUACGACUGGUGGCGCGUGCUCCGGUUCAGCAUGUACGGCGGCCUCUUUGUGGCUCCGACGCUCUACGGAUGGGUCAAGAUCUCCAGCGCCAUGUGGCCGCAGACGUCGCUGAGGACUGGCGUCAUCAAGGCGGCGGUGGAGACGAUCUCCUAUACCCCCGGCGCGAUGACCUGCUUCUACUUCAUCAUGAGUCUGCUGGAGUCCAAGACGGUGGAGGAGGCGGUGGCCGAGGUGGGCAAGAAGUUCCUGCCGACGUACAAGGUGGCUCUAUCCGUGUGGCCCCUGGUGGCCACCAUCAACUUCACCCUGAUCCCUGAGCGCAACCGGGUCCCUUUCAUCAGUGCCUGCAGCCUGUGUUGGACCUGCUUCCUGGCCUACAUGAAGCAUCUGGAGCACCACGAAGUGGAUAGUGCUAUUUAGUGGACGUAUUUCUUAUAUUUAUGAUAGCUUAAAUAAAAUACAUUUAGUUAGAAACACUUGAA
Molecule: messenger RNA, 1627 nt
Organism: Drosophila subpulchrella
Lineage: Eukaryota; Metazoa; Arthropoda; Insecta; Diptera; Drosophilidae
Product: protein sym1
Exons: 5
Coding region: 891-1565 (224 amino acids)
Cellular component (GO): membrane; cytoplasm
Source: RefSeq, a predicted model, not a curated record